UCAAUGUUUUGCUUUUUUUAAAUCAAUAAAAACAAAAAAUAAACUAAACUGAACUUUGUCAGCAUACGGGUUUUAAAUAAAGUUUCAACUUCCUUGAGGUCUGAAAUUAAAAUAAACUGUGUGUGAGUACGUGGGUGUGUGUGACACACAGUUGUCAUGCAGCAGGUGCUGGUUGUUGGAGAUUUAUUUAGAAACGACUGAAGCUCUCAGAGACCUCUCCGCCGAGCAAAGACCAGGACCCAGAGGGAGACACAGCCGGGUCCAAGAGAGUCCUCAGGGGACCAAGAGAGACCCGGAGACACAGAGUGAGCGGGACCUGAUAGUUUCAGUGAGGACAGACUGAGGACAUGGACGGAGUCUGAUCCUGAAUCAGCUGAAGGUGAUGGCGUUACCAUGGAAACACGGCAUCCACCUGACAUUGCUGCUGCUCUCGCUGCUGAUGCCUGAAGUGGGAGCUUCCUGUCAGAUCCUGAGGUGUAACUCUGACUUUGUGGCUGCCACGUUGGACUUGGGGAACAGCGCCGGAGGGGGCGGAGCAUCAGGAGGAAGAGGCGGAGCCUCGGGAUUAGCAGCUCUCAGCAGGGAGGCGGUGAACACCGGCUACUGUGGCGCCCUGCGGUCUUACGCCAUGUGCACCAAGCGGAUGGCGAGGGCGUGCCGCGGCGACCUGGCCUACCACUCCGCAGUCCAGGGCAUUGAAGACCUUCUGAUCCAGCACCACUGCCCGCGGGCCGGGCCCACCGCCCAGCCACGCCCCCCCCCCCAGGGCACAUUGUCAGGGGACGCCUGCCUCUACGAGAAGAGCCUCCUCGCCAGGGAGGGCCGGGCGCCUGAGUACCUGCACUGCGGCGUGUUCGGAGACCCACACGUGAGGACCUUCAACAACGACUUCCAGACCUGUGCCGUGCGGGGGGCGUGGCCUCUGAUCGACAACGAGUAUCUGUACGUGCAGGCCACUAGCACGCCGGCGCGAGGGGGGAUGCACGCCACUGUGCUCACCAAGAUCACCAUCAUCUUCAAGAACUGGCGCCAGUGCGUGGAGCAGCAGCUGUACCAAGCCGAGAUCGACAACGUUCCGGCUGCUUUCGCCGACGGCUCGGUGGUCAGCGGCGAGAGGCGAGGUCGCCACAGCCUCACGGUCCGCACCCAGAGCCCCGGGCGCCACGCCGAGAUCCGAGCGGCUCACAUCGGCACGCUACUGGUGGUCCGCCAGACUGGCCGCUCGCUGGGCCUGUCGGUGCGCUCGCCGCGCGGCGUGGUGGAGGCCUUUGGGGCCGAGCAGGACCUGCAGCUGUGCGUGUGGGGAUGCCCCGCCUCCCAGACACUCAACACGCUCCGCCCACCGCUGCUGCCGCUUGACUCCCACACCGUGGCCGGCGCAAGGGCUCACUGCGCGGCGCUGCUCCCCGCCCGAGGCGUGUACUACCAGGCCUGCGUGUUCGACCUGAUCGCCAGCGGGGACUUCAACUCCAGCGCGGCGGCCGUCAGCGCGCUGCAGGAUGCCGCCGACAUGAUCCGGGACGCCCGCAGUGUUCACCUGAUGCCACUCGCUGGGGCCGGAUCGCGCCGUGCGCCACGGGGUCUGCUGCUGCUCGGCAUGCUGGGGACUCUGACCACGGAGCUGUUUGACCUGCGAUGAACUGGCGAUAACGCGGCGGUCAUCAGACUUAAAUCCCGCCCCCUCCUCCGGACCUGGAUCAAAGAACCUGCUCCUGAAGAGAUGUAGACUGACAAUACUGUGUCAAACUGUGGUGCGUUUGUGUAGGCUCCGCCUCCUCGGUGUGACCUCAACAACACCAAUCGAGACCCUUCCUCCCAACAUCCUGGUCCUCAGAGGGUAACCUGAGCACCUGGCAUGAGGCGUUCGGGUGCAGCAGACGGGUCGGGGCUUUCAGUUGUUUUGCACUAGCAUAACGUUAGCUUUAUGCUAGUGUUACAUGAGUUUAAUGCUAUCAUAUUGUUAGCUUUAUGUUUGAAUAUUCUUAGCUUAAUGCUAGUGUUGUGCGAAUUGAGAUUCAAUAGUAAUAAUAUUGAUUAGGCUGUUCCUCUUCUGUAACAAGCUAAAUAUCUCUCAAAUGUAUCGUUAUUGUUUUUCUGCAGACUGGAGCAGCGACUUUAGAUCAGAAUUUACAGUCCUGAACAAGUGUGGAAGUUAUUUAUUUAUAUAUAUUUGUAGAAACACAAAAACAUUAAUUUUAAGCAGUUUUUAGAUUUAAAUCCACUUUCUCCUUUGUAUUAUAUUUUUUUUCUUUCCUCUCUUACCUGAAUUUAUUUCUUCUUUGUGCUGCUGAAGUUUUAUUACCUUAUAUUUAUAAGCUCUAUUAACAUCAUAUAAAAAGAUAUUGUCAUGUUCAAUUUUGUCUUAAACUAUUGGACAGAAUGUUGAUUGUAUUUCUUUUUUUAUCCGAAAAUCAAAGAAUGUGAGUUGUUCUCUGUGUGAAAUACUUCAGGAAAAUGAGCCAAGUUCAAUGAAAUGAGUCAUUAAUAAAUUAAUAUGAUGAAAACUA
Messenger RNA from Pungitius pungitius (ninespine stickleback), 2507 nucleotides. RefSeq names its product hemojuvelin BMP co-receptor (gene hjv). The transcript is spliced from 4 exons. Gene Ontology annotation, molecular function: coreceptor activity. Gene Ontology annotation, biological process: BMP signaling pathway. Gene Ontology annotation, cellular component: plasma membrane. NCBI's taxonomy places the organism in Eukaryota, Metazoa, Chordata, Actinopteri, Perciformes, Gasterosteidae. The record is from RefSeq and is a predicted model, not a curated record. Bases 383 to 1639 code for a protein of 418 amino acids.